UGGAGACCAUUUGAGCUCUACGUUGCACGCUGAACGAUCCGCGGAAGGAAAGUCACAACAGCGUUGUAUUAGGACAACCGACUUAUACAAAAGGAGCAGUUGUUGAGUUUGUGCAUGCGAACAGUAAGUACAAAUUGAAUAAUACGCUUUGAAACGGUAACCGUUUUGAUGCAAGCCGUAAAAUGAGCACGCAGGCGUCAACAUCUGGAUCUGUCAAUGAGGCGAGAGGCAGAAGAAGUGCUGAAGAUGUCGAAGACCCCAAAAAACACUUCAGAGUCUGUCGGUUUAUCAUCGAUACUGGAGUGAAGUUAGGCAUGAGAUCUGUGCCCAUGGCUACAGCAUGUGCGCUGUAUCACAGGUUCUUCCAGUCUGCCAAUUUGCAGGUCUAUGAGCCUUACCUAGUGGCCAUGUCUGCCAUCUACCUCGCAGGCAAAGUAGAAGAGCAACAUCUCAGGACAAGAGAUAUCAUCAAUGUCUGUCACAGGUAUUUUCACCCAGAGAGUGAACCACUGGAACUGGAUGGAAAGUUCUGGGAGUUGAGGGACAGUAUAGUACACUGUGAGCUGCUCAUCCUUCGACAACUUAACUUCCAAGUGUCUUUUGAGCACCCACACAAGUACCUGCUGCAAUACCUGCUCUCUGUAAGGAGUCUUUUGAAUCGCCACGCCUGGUCUCGAACCCCCAUCGCAGAGACGGCACUGGCUGUAUUAAAAGACAGUUACCAUGGCACUGUGUGUGUCCGCCAUAAGCCUCAACACCUUGCCCUCACCUCCCUCUAUCUUGCUCUCCAGACAUAUGGAGUGCAGCUCCCAAGAGGAGAACUAGCGUGGUGGCAGGUUGUCUGUGCAGACAUCACCAAGGCUCAGAUUGAAACCAUCAUGAGUGAAUUACUGCAGCUCUAUGACAUGGAGGCCAAGUGCACCUGAGAGACAAAGAAUGAAACGGGUACUAAAACACUGACAUGGAAACCCAACACCUUCGGCUGUAUAUGUUCCUCAGAGACAUUUUGUGACUGCCUGAGAUCUGUGACAAUGAUCUUAACAUGCAUUGAGCCGUCUUUCUCCUGAUGUUGUGAUUUAACCUAAUGAACUCUACUUAUUACAUCACAGAACGUGAAGGUUUCUAAAGGCUCUUCAAGAAUGAUGAGGGGAAUGUAGAGAGAUAUAUAUAUAUAUAUAUAUAUAUCUCAUUGUAAGUGGCGGUAUGAAAACCAGACUUUAGCUACACCACAUCAAUCAAUUCCCAGCCACCGACCUACUUUCUUCUCCUACCUUGUGCUAUUUUUCCUCCUAAAGAGGGGGAGAAAUUACAAAAGGAAUGUAAUAGCUGGUUGAAGGAAGAAUGAAACAAAAGAAGAGCCAUCCUGUCCCCAGAGCUAAAUUCUGAGGUAAACGGCUAGAUCGGAGCCAUUUCUUUUAUAUUUUCUAAUUUAAUUACUCUCCUCCUCUCCCUACAGAACUUGUCCCGGUAGGCUUCUUUAUGCAACUCAUUAAAGCAGUAUUACUGUAUGCUGUAAAGCAAAUCAGCACAGUUUUAGUAGACACCAGACUUCAAACUUCAAAAACACUUCACUGAUUUAAACUUUUCAUAUUCUCAGCUAAAGAUGAAAAUGAACU
Messenger RNA from Sinocyclocheilus rhinocerous, 1616 nucleotides. RefSeq names its product cyclin-related protein FAM58A-like. Gene Ontology annotation, biological process: regulation of transcription by RNA polymerase II. The transcript is spliced from 5 exons. The record is from RefSeq and is a predicted model, not a curated record. Gene Ontology annotation, molecular function: cyclin-dependent protein serine/threonine kinase regulator activity. Bases 183 to 926 code for a protein of 247 amino acids. Lineage: Eukaryota; Metazoa; Chordata; Actinopteri; Cypriniformes; Cyprinidae.